CGCAGCGGGUCGCGGGCAGCGCCAGUAGCAACUAGCCAGUGGCCAGUAGUCUGCAGCGCGGCGUCCCAGCCGCACCUCUUCCGAGCGACACAGCCUAACACGGCAGCCAACCAGACGCUCUUGCUAGCGGAUUCGCACCGUUCUCGGUUAUAUCACAGAAAAUCGCCUGGUCGCCCGCCCUAGCCGUCGGCUGACAUGGCCGUCUUCUAGCUGUGGGCGCCACGUGUUAUGGGCAGCGAGCAACCGCGCCACUACCAGUCGAAUCAGCAGCCACUGCCUGGGCCGUCAACCAACAGCAUGGAGGGACAAGAAUUCAAGAAGAAGCGCGCGGCGCUGUCUCGCUGGGGCCAGUCGCGGCGGCCCGUGGCGACCGUGGCCAUCAUUGCCGUGGUCGUGCUCGUGCUGGUGGUCGUGGCGGCCGUGCUGCUGCAGGACGUCUCUCUGGGCCCGGCACGUGCGCGCCCGCCCUCCUUCCGUCUGCGGGACAUCACGGACGGCCGCUACGUGCCGCGCCCCAUCAACGCGACCUGGGUCUCAGAUUACCAAUUUCUGUACAAGGAUAUUGAUAACAGGCCUGUUCUGUACAACAUGUUCACUCAUACUGCAACACAUCUUAUCAGGAAACUAUAUUUGAUACCACUGGAUCCAGAUGUCAGCUACGAACUGUCUGGUGAUCAUCGAUUUUUACUGGUUAUACAUAACAAAACUCAGAUUCUGAAACAUUCACGUCUUGCUCAGUAUGAGAUUGUUAACAUACAAGAACAAAUUACCAUUUCACUGAGGAACAGGAAUGGGGCACCAGACAGCCAUUUAUUGCAACUAGUGGCAUGGAUACCAAAGAGCAGUGGUCUGGUUUAUGUGUACCAGAACAACAUAUAUUAUAGGCCAGCGGUACCUGCAAUUGAUGUGGAAAUUGAAUUAACAAAUACUGGCAUACCUGGCCAAAUAUACAAUGGAGUCACAGAUUUCUCCUACUAUGGGUCUAUAUUUACAAAUGAGAAAGCUUUAUGGAUUUCGCCAGAUGGAAAGAAAAUUGCAUUUGCUACAUUCAAUGACACAUAUGUAGCAAACCUUACAAUUCCAGUUUUCACACAUAAUAGCUACAGGAGUAAUAAAUAUUCACGAAAUUUUACAGUUCGUUAUUCUAAAACAGGGUCAUCCCAGCCUAUUGUCACUCUCAGUGUUCUGAAUUUGGAGACCAAGAGACAAAAUCGACCAAGCACUGUAAAAGUUCCAUUGCCAAGAGACAUACUUAGAAAUGAACCUAUUCUCUCCUCUGUAUCAUGGAUAAACAAUGAUGAGAUUGCAUCAGUAUGGCUCAACCGACUUCAGAAUAAGGCAAAAAUAUACAGAUUUAAAUACUCAGAUUAUCGACAUAUCAAUGAAAUCCUUUCAAUAUCAGAAGACAAAGGAUGGGUAGCAUUUGAUUCACCACCAUUGUUUUCGUGGAAGGGUGCAAAAAUGGUGUUUAUAAUUCCUCAAGAAGAACAUGGCAUUGGAGAAUAUUCACAUAUUGCUGCAGUACACUUAAAAGCAAAUAUGUUCAAAAAACUAACAAGAGGAAACUUUAGUGUAACAAAAAUAGUUGGCUGGGAUCAGUCCCAUCACCUACUGUACUUUAUAGCAGUCCAUGGAAGGUUUCCUGUUGUGCAACACCUAUACAGUGUAUCUGAUCAGAUGGAAGGUGCACCACAUAAUCCAUUGUGUCUUACAUGUGAUCAGAGAACAGUUUACGGAAACAUGUUUUGUUUACAUAAUGAUGCAUCAUUCAGCAUUAAUGGUACAUACUACAUUUUGAACUGUGCUGGUCCUGAUGUCCCAGAAAUUAGCUUCCACAGCAGGGAUAAUGGCUUACAGUUCUUGUGGGAAGAUAACAGAAGAAUACAAGUAGCAAUGCAGAGAAUAUUAGAAAGGCCGAGAAAGAUAUUUCAGGAAGUUGAGCUACCAUAUGGCUAUAAGGCACAAGUUAUGCUAAUUCUUCCUCCUGAGCUCAAUUACAACAAAAAUGUGAAAUAUCCACUACUGGUUCACGUAGAUGGAGCUCCAGGAAGCUCAAUGGUCACAAAUAAAUUUUCUGUUGACUGGGACACAUAUCUGUCUGGCAACAGAAGCUAUAUCAUAGCCUACAUUGAUGGUCGAGGAUCUGGAAAUAAAGGAAGUGAUAUGCUGUAUGAAAUUUAUAAGAACCUUGGAAAUAAGGAAGUAAUUGAUCAGAUAUAUGUGGUAAGAUACCUACAAAGUCAAUAUAAAUUCAUUGACAGAAGAAGAAUUGCUAUAUGGGGACAAAACUAUGGAGGAUAUGUUACUGCAAUGGCAUUAAUGAAGGAUCAUCAAAAUAUUUUUAAGUGUGGAAUAUCUGUGGCUCCUAUCACAGAUUGGAUGCACUAUGAUUCCAUAUAUACUGAACGUUUUAUGGGACAUCCAAAGAACGAAGAAGUGAGUCAUUAUGUAGACUCUGGUUUAGCCAACAAAGUUGAGAAUUUGCGGUACAAAAGAUUUUUGUUAAUUCAUGGAACAUUAAAUGAUGUUGUGCAUUAUGAACAAUCCAUGAUGUUGCUCAGAGCUCUGCAGCAGAAUGACAUACAAUUCCAACAGCAAAUCUACCCAGAUGAAGAUAACACACUGUCUGGAGUUCAGCCACAUCUCUAUCACACAAUGGAAAAAUUUCUUGUGGAAUGUUUUGAGUGACACAAUCGCUGAUUUUGACCUAUAUUUUACAUUCUUGUAAUAAACUCAAGUACCUGUACCAGGUUGUAAUAUUAAAAAUUUUAAAACUCUGAUCUAGCAACAAGCAUUUCACGAAAAUUACUGCUGCCACUAUUACAGUACAAAAUCUUUGAUAGGAUCAAAUGAUGAAAAUUGAGUGUUUCAAUUAAAGUAUAAUUUAUAACAACCAAAAACUUUCUCUAAAUGAUGUUUCAAAACUAUAAUAAUAAUGGAAUUCCUGGAUGGAAAAAACAUGUAAAAGAAAGGAAAGGCAACCACUCACCUAUAGCAAGCUGCUGAAUAGUGCCUAAAAACGAGUAACAAAGAAACAGUAUUCACAUUUGAGUUUUGUUGCUGUGUGAAUACAGGUUUUUUACGAGAUGUUUCUAUGCAACAUGCAUCAGUCUGCUAUAGGUUAGUGGUUGCCUUUCAUUUAUUUUUCGUAUGUUCCAAAAAUCGUUGUCUGUGAACAGGAUUUGCCUUAUAUAUAUUGCUAGAUGUUUGUGAAGGUUAAUUUAUGAAUUAAAUUGUAUUUAACUGUAUGAAAAAACAAACUGUAUAAACUAAACUGUGUAAAUAUGUUUUAAGGACAUUUGAAUUUUGUCGUUGUGUGGACACAAAAUUUCAAUAGCAGUACCUAGUAAAUGAAUGGUAUUUCUCAACA
Molecule: messenger RNA, 3370 nt
Organism: Schistocerca serialis cubense
Lineage: Eukaryota; Metazoa; Arthropoda; Insecta; Orthoptera; Acrididae
Product: venom dipeptidyl peptidase 4-like
Exons: 17
Coding region: 229-2688 (819 amino acids)
Biological process (GO): proteolysis
Molecular function (GO): dipeptidyl-peptidase activity; serine-type peptidase activity
Source: RefSeq, a predicted model, not a curated record